Messenger RNA from Adineta ricciae, 2097 nucleotides. The record is from the annotation of a GenBank genome assembly. NCBI's taxonomy places the organism in Eukaryota, Metazoa, Rotifera, Eurotatoria, Adinetida, Adinetidae.
AUGGUGGUUGAGAUUGCCUCUUUGCAACAAUUACCUGAAACAUUUAAUACCAAUCGUAAUCAUCAUCGUUCAUCCUCAUCCUCAUCGUCAUCAUCAUCGUCUUCGUCACUUUCAUCAUCGACGACAUUUACACGAAAUUCAACAGCGAUCAAUACUACUUCGUCCUCGAGUGGUCAUACAAUGACGAAUGGUCAUCGUUUGAUGUCUAAUGAACUCGGCAUAAAAGCGGAACAAAUUCUUGGCCAUGCACCAGCUGUUGUAGAUUAUCGUAGAAUACAAAGUAUGGACUUAUCUAUUCAACAUCCGCCUCGGAUAAAUAUCACUAGUUCUAAAACACGUGCAAAUAAUCAACAAGUAUCUCCAGUGACAACUUCGAAUCAUUCGAUGAUUUCAAAGAACAGACAAAGUGUAACAAUCGAGCAACUUGUUCCGCUUAUAUCCAAACUGAUGGCACCCUUGAACAUAAAAAAGUUUCCAGAAACGAUUUCCAGGCAGUCGAAACAUGUUAAUAUCGUUAACGAAAGUCGUCAAGCAAAUCUAGCAUUACAUCGUGAAACCAAUAUUAAUCUUAGUGAGGGUGAGGAUGAGAAUGAUGACGGUGAAAUUUUAUCAAAUGAGAAUCCAAUACAAAAUCCACAUUCCGACAGUGAUGAUGAUGACGAUGCCGACGACAAUCAUGAUGACCAAGCAUCGAAUCACAGUACUACGAAGAAUGACGAAGGACUUAAUGAAACGAAUUUGCAUACAUUCUCAUUAUCGGAUUUCAUUGUUGGCACUCGUUCACCUAUCGAAUCAUCGACUCCACCUGUGAAACGAAGUUUACCACCGGUCACACCUCCGGAACAAGAAAAGCCAACUAAACGAAAAGAAGAACUUAUAAGAUCAUUUUCAUCAUCUGUAAAUAUUCCAAUUGAUAUUAAACAACCUUCACUUCCGAUCGCCAUUCCGACCUACCUAUUUUUUGAUCGAUCUCUUCAAGUAGAAGAUAGUCAAUCUGUCGACAAGCCCCAGAAAAGAUCAAAACGAGAUGUUAAUGGAACGAUUAAGCACGAAUCCAAUCCAGAUAUGUUUGAUAACUCAACGACGGGAACGAAUACGCAACAAAAGAAAAGUAAAAUUAGUCAUGUUUACAAGCAAGAGCCAGCUAUCGUCUCGACUUUCAACCAUAUCAAAACCGAAUCACAAACAAUGUCAAACUUUCAUUCACCUAAUGAAAGACCAACUGCUGAGAAUAUGGCAACUGUUGCACCAAUGAUCGUACAACCGAAAAAGGAGAAGCCUACUGCUAAUGUGAAACCACUACUGCAAACGACAUUGAUCGAUAGUGCUUCAUCAACGACGAGCAAUCCUAAUGCUGGUAAUGCGUCGGAUCGUUUACCAGCGACGACAAAUAGUACGACAAGAGCGUACUAUGCAAACUUGAGAAAUAUGUCGACGAAGGAAUUAAAUUCUUUAGCUCGUGACAAAAAGAAACAAGCCGAUGGGGAAAAACGAACAUUCAGCGAUGUGAAACAGUCUAUGUCAUUGUACCUCGAGUCUGUUUGUUAUUUUAUUCAAUGUGCUCAUGAUGAACCAAUCAUCGAACAACGCAUAACUCUCUUGUCUGCAACAUUAGCAAUGCUUCAGCAUUUAGCACACAAUUAUCAAAAAAUGUUUCAUAUAUCAACGAAUCAAUCAGCUGAAUUGUUGAAUCAAAUUCGACCAAAGUUUCUUUUAAUUAACUAUUGGCUACAAUCGUAUAUUCACCAAUUGCAAUAUAAUACAAAUUUCCCAUCCAUUGAACGAUGUGCUACUCAAGUGAUCGAUCAUUGUACUCAUUCGAAAUCACCUGAAGAUAUGAAUCCUCAUAUUUUAUCGGAAUUCUCCAAAUAUAUGCUACAUUCAUAUCAUUCAACGAACUACUGGAAUAAAGCCGAACGUUUAACACGUGACGAACCAGCAAAGAGAUUUCUUGAACAGUUAUUACGACAAAAUCAAAACCGACGUUUAUCACGCGAUGAUUCAACAUUAGAUUUUCUACUUCCGUACUCUCUGUAUCUCAAUCGUGCAUCUGCUUCCAAUUUUCAUUUCAAACAAAAUACAAACACUCCGGUUUAG